Pestalotiopsis fici W106-1 is the source of this 2181-nucleotide messenger RNA. RefSeq lists its product as uncharacterized. NCBI's taxonomy places the organism in Eukaryota, Fungi, Ascomycota, Sordariomycetes, Amphisphaeriales, Sporocadaceae. The record is from RefSeq and is a predicted model, not a curated record. The transcript has 3 exons. Gene Ontology annotation, cellular component: membrane; microtubule; cytoplasm. The coding region runs from base 1 to 2181 and encodes 726 amino acids. Gene Ontology annotation, molecular function: GTP binding; GTPase activity; microtubule binding.
AUGACCAUGGUUCAGGAUACUAAUCUGUUGUCAGAUCCGGCUCUACUUGAGAAGGUUGACAGGCUCCGUGAUUUGAAUAUUGGCCAACAUGUGCCCCUUCCUCAGCUGGUCGUAGUCGGCGAUCAGAGCUCUGGCAAGUCUUCAUUGCUAGAAAGCCUGAGUGGGGUUCCAUUCCCGAAGGAUCAACAACUUUGCACCCGGCAUGCUACUCAGAUCACAUCUCGACGUACCAAUGGUAACGAACACGUUGAAGUACGCAUCAUCCCCGGCCCUCACUCAUCCGAGGAGCACAAAAAGCAUGUUAGUGGAUUCAGUAUGAAGCUCAAGUCUUCCUUGGAGUUGAAAGAUCAAUUCUUGGAAAUUUUGAAGAAGGCAAAUGAACGAAUGGGUUUGAGGGCUGAUCUCAAGUCCGAGAAUGGCACGGUUUUCAGCGAGGACGUACUCAAGAUCGAGAUUCAUGGACCCCGUGAGGACUACCUAACCAUUAUUGACGUACCUGGCAUUUUUCGCACUACCACUCAAGGUACCACCAAAGACGAUAUGACCAUGGUGAGGGAUCUAGUCAAAAGCUACAUCAAAGAGAGUCGUACGAUCAUCCUCGCGGUCUUGCCGAGCAAUGUUGAUAUCGCCACACAAGAGAUCUUGGAACUUGCAGAAGAGUACGACAAGAAUGGGGAGCGGACAAUUGGUGUUCUCACGAAGCCCGACCUGGUUCUCGAAUCUGGUGCACAAGAUGCCGUCUGCGACCUCGUUCGGGGCAACAGGAGGCCUCUAAAUCUUGGCUACUUCCUCGUUCGCAAUCGUGGGGCGGACGGCAAUGCCUUGAAACAGUCACAACUUGAUCAGUUUUUUGAGAUGCAGCCGUGGAAAACUCUCCCUCAUCAUCGACUGGGAAUUACUGCACUUAAGGCCCAACUCUCGACUCUGCUGCUCGACAUUACCCGCCAGUUUUUUCCUCAGCUGGGGCGAGAAAUCAAUGAACAGAUCAAGGAAUGCAACAAGGAGCUCAACAGCCUUGGGCCGCCGCGUCAGGAUGAGCGAGAGCAGCGCAGCUUUCUGAAUCUGAUUGCUGGAGCAUUCCAGGAUCGCGUUAGAGCGGCCUUGUCUGCGGACUACAACGCCGAUGCAGCAUUUGAUGAAGACGAGCUACGUCUGAUCACUCGCAUUGCCAAUAUAACGGAAGUCUUCAGUGCUGACUUUCAAAAGAAAGCUCAUUCCCGCCCGUUCGCUCUCGUCGGGGUGUCGGAACCGUCUACCCCAAGCAACGACUUUAGUAAUUCAGACAGUGAAGACGAUGAAGCCAUGGUACAAAAAGUGCGAUUGCUCCUCCAAAGAGCCAGUCUUGAUGACCUCAGAGACGAGGAGCCUCAUGAACUUGGCGACAUUAUGAUACCGCCGCCGCUGCAGCCUAUUGCACCCCAGGACAUCACAGAGUGGAUCGAAGAUGUCUACCUGCGCUCACGGGGCCUGGACCUUGGGACCUUCAAUCCAAAUUUUGUUUCUGUGGCGUUUGCAGAGCAGUCGCGCAAAUGGGGUCAAAUGACCUGGACCUACAUGAGAAGAUGCAUUAUCGCUCUUCAUCGAUUCAUCGGCACCGCUCUCCGUUCCGUCUGGCCGGAUCCUCAAGGGCGGGGCAAACUAUGGGCCGCAAUUGUCGGGAGUCUCGUAGAGAGGUACAAGGCGGCCAUCGAACAGGCCGACCUACUGAUAGAGGUGGAACGCCGCAAGAAGCCGUAUACUCUAAAUCCACAAUUUGCCAAGGCUCUGUCGAAAGCUCGCGGGAAUCGGAUUGCUGAGCUUCUGAAGCCCACAGCUAGGAAAGAUCAGGCCCAGUAUGGCGAGGUGCAAUAUAUGGUUAACCUGGACGACAUCCCCAAAGUCGCCCAGGAGAAGCGCAACAUGGAGCAGUUGCAGGAAAAGAUUCAUGACAUCCUUCAGGCUUACUAUCAGCUGGCGCUCGAUCGAUUCAUUGACAAUAUUUUCCAGCUGGCGGUUGGGUUUCACCUGCUCCAUGGCCCUUCGAACCCUCUCAACGUUUUCAAUCAGGAUUGGGUAAUUAACCUUAGUCCCGAAGAGCUUGAGCGGAUUGUCGGCGAGACUAAAUCGGCCAAGUCGUACCGAACAAGGCUCACAAGAAAGAUCGGCGACUUCAACAAGGCUAUCGAUAUCAUCAGGUCGUAG